Molecule: messenger RNA, 1362 nt
Organism: Parascedosporium putredinis
Lineage: Eukaryota; Fungi; Ascomycota; Sordariomycetes; Microascales; Microascaceae
Source: the annotation of a GenBank genome assembly
AUGGCUUCCACAAAUUCAAAAUUAAACGGGAACCAUGCGUCUAGUUCUCCGGAUGGCGCCCUUGACUCCGUUGAUGAGGGCACAAAUCUAGUUGUACUCGACGCCCGUGUGCAUAGUCUGCCCGUAAUAGGGCCAGAUGCAUUAAUCACAAUUCUCGUCAGACACCGAGGGAAAUUCACCCACGCCUUGCUUGAGCCAGGGUUAGUGGAUUCCGCCAGUCUCGAUGCAGCUCGACAAGUCACAGCCGAAUCACUCGUCCGGAUAUCAGGCGUUGAAACAACCAGUGACGAAUCUAAAAGAAACGACGAAUUCAUUCCAACGCUCCGAGUUGCCAAUUUUCUCGUGAUUUCAGCAGCUAAGUCUUCUAUCCCUGCAUACAGGCAAUGGCAUAGGGCUCCCGGCGACACGCCCCCGGAGAAAGAGAAGCGUGACGCCUUGAUAGAUGAGCGACUAGAUAAUAGACUACUGGAUGCGAGAGUCGCGUCUACGGCUGCCAUUUUCAAAAUCUUCUCCGGAAUUCACGAACUAGCCGUCGCGUUCUUGGCGGACCGAGACUUCAUCCACAUUCCAACCCCUUCGUUAAUCGGCUACGGAUUUCCUGGGGAAGAUGACGACUUGUUUUCGCUUCCGUACUUUGAUGAGGUGGCUAGGUUGGCACCGACGGGAGAGAUACACCUGGGCAUGGCGCUUUCUGCGGAUCUUGAGCGCGUCUAUGAUAUCCAUCCCGUCUUCCGUAGAGAGCCUGCAUCCGAUGGCAGACACUUGACCGAGUUUACCAUGCUUGAGCUGGUAUUCAAUCUCAAGAAUAGUUGGAUUGAAAUCCUCGAACUCGCCAAUGACCUGAUCAUCUCCAUUAUACGGUCUUUGCAGGAGCACGAGAAGAAGAAGCAGCUCUUGGAAGAAGAGGACGACGAUACAUCGCAGUCCUUCGACGUGAUCCUGCGUGGACAAGAGGUUGUGACGGGAUGCCGGCUAUUACAUGCUCACGAGGACCUGUGCUUGGCCUAUGCGACACGUGCGCAUCCAAUUGAUCCGGAAUCAAAGGAAUGGCGCCCGUACAUGUUCGCUCAUGAGAUUGGGAUGCCUCCAUGGGGAGGUUUUGGAUCUCAGCAGCCGAAUCUGUGGCCUCAAAAUAGCGCCACCGUAAGCCUUGGUUUCCAUUUCCAAAAACUCGCCCGUGACAUCACUCUGUAUAGUGACCGCACCACCCGCCCCAAUCUUCCAACAAUCGUUCGGACCGUUUCGAAAUGUCGUUCGGAUCACGACGGAAAAGUCUCCACCCCCGCCAACAUCCAUGUAUCCCAGAACACCCGAGUAUACGCCCCGCGGCCGCUUCUCAAGGUCUCGCAGCACCUCGCAUGA